AUGAAAACCAAUGGAUCAUCUGCCAAGAGUCAGGAAAUCGGGUCAAAAAGAAAGUGGAAGAACCAACAUGAACAUACAGCGAAGCAGAUCGCAUGGCAUUCCUUUGGGUACCAAGGCCACUAUCCGCAACAGAGGCCUGCACGGGAUGGUGCUUCACUCACCCCCUUGCCAGGGAGGCAAAAUGAUUUCCAUGUUUCAGGAGAUCGAUUCUUUCUGACGUCCAGCCCAUACCAACAAGAUCUGGAAAGUAGGUACAUCCAGGACAAAAUGAACGGUGUAAUCACUUGUUUGGUCUGUGGCAGCCAAGGACAUUACAGUUCUGAGUGCCAUUUCAAGGACCAAGAGCACAAAAUCAUUUGCGCAGUCUGUAGCAAAAAUGGCCACUGUAGCAUGUGGUGUUGCCAGCAGAACAAGUUGGAGAAUCGCGCUUGCACCCGCUGUGGAGAGAUAGGGCAUACUACCAGUACACAUGGUCUCGGUUGCUCAAGCUGUGACGAGUAUCAUGACGAUGGAGAGUGCCGUUUAAGCCAAGUUAAAUGCUUUAUCUGUGAAUGUCAAGAUCAUUAUCUUGCUCAGUGCCCCUUGAAUUCAGUAUUGACUGAGGCAUUUCAGGGUCAGAGACGGAACUUACAAGCCGCUCUGCGGCUUGCACUAUCAAAACAACGCAACCCAUCAUCUACACCUGCCAAGUAUUACGCAAAAUCAGAAGGAGAAGUACUGACCGCCAACAAGUCUAGUCCAAUUUGCUUUACAUGCCGUGAAGAAGGUCACUAUGCCUGUAUGUGUCCGCAGAAGCUCGGAGCUAUAUCUGGCAACACGUCAAAAGAAUUAGAAGAGAGCAGCACUAUACCUACAUCCUCCAACAUGUCCAAAGUAUUGGAAGAACAGGGCCCUGGUACUGCUAAACAUUCAUCAGACAUGAAGUGGGUUGUUCGAUGUGUUAGCUGUGGUCAGGAAGGGCACAGGGCCAGGAGCUGUCCAACACGAGUGUUUAUAUGCUCCUUAUGCAAUGAAGAAGGCCACAAAGCCAAGAAAUGCCCUCAGAAGGGCCAGAAAUCAUCAGAAAUGAAGCGUAAAUCGAAUGUCCGAUGUGUAAGGUGUGGCUUGGAAGGGCACAGGCGCAAAACAUCAAUCAUAGACCGUCCGCAAGUCUAG
Messenger RNA from Triticum turgidum subsp. durum (durum wheat), 1155 nucleotides. The record is from the annotation of a GenBank genome assembly. NCBI's taxonomy places the organism in Eukaryota, Viridiplantae, Streptophyta, Magnoliopsida, Poales, Poaceae.